AUGGCAUACCAAGAAAUGUGUCUAAAUACCAUUGCUUUUAAAGGGGUGUCUACUGCUGACCAUAAAUCAACUUUAAAUGGUUCCAAGAUGUUUGGUUGUACUUGGGGUGCUUUACCUUCUGGGUGA
Messenger RNA from Racocetra persica, 126 nucleotides. Lineage: Eukaryota; Fungi; Glomeromycota; Glomeromycetes; Diversisporales; Gigasporaceae. The record is from the annotation of a GenBank genome assembly.